CAAAUUCAUGAGACACAUGUGCAGCUGGGAAGCGGGCGGCCAUUAAAGCGGCGUGAUUUGUUUGCUGCCUAACGUAAAUUUAUAUACAAAACAGAAAAUGAUUAAGGCUAUUUUGAUUUUUAACAACCAUGGAAAACCACGACUUAUCAGAUUUUAUCAGUAUUUUGCUGAGGACAUGCAGCAGCAAAUAAUCAGGGAAACAUUUCAUCUUGUGUCGAAGAGGGACGACAAUGUGUGCAAUUUUUUGGAAGGGGGAAGUUUAAUUGGUGGCUCUGACUACAAGCUGAUCUACAGACAUUAUGCAACUCUUUACUUUGUAUUUUGUGUGGAUUCCUCUGAAAGUGAGCUGGGAAUUUUGGAUUUAAUACAGGUUUUUGUGGAAACACUUGAUAAAUGCUUUGAAAAUGUUUGUGAACUGGACCUAAUUUUUCACAUGGACAAGGUCCAUUAUAUCCUGCAGGAGGUGGUGAUGGGGGGGAUGGUGCUGGAGACCAACAUGAAUGAGAUAGUGGCCCAGGUGGACGUUCAGAACCGCAUGGAAAAGUCAGAGGGUGGCUUGUCUGCUGCCCCAGCACGGGCCGUGUCUGCAGUGAAGAACAUGAACCUUCCAGAAAUCCCUCGUAACAUCAACAUCGGCGAUAUCAACAUCAAAGUUCCCAGCUUGUCCCCAUUCUGAGGUCAUUGCUGGAAAAAUCCGUUUUGUUCUCAUCUAAUCUAAUGUAACAAAGAAUAGCAAUAGUUCAUUGGAUAUGUGGACAGUCCUUGUUUUUCGGUAGAUGUCCUGUGGCGGUCACCCCUAUAAAAGAUCCUCUUCCAGUCUUGUCUUACUCCUGUGGCCGUGUCUGUUUCCAAUCUGCGAAGGAAAGACGAUUGGUGGAGUGUUAUAAUAGCAACCAUUUCUGUCCAUAAACCAUAGAGACGGCUUGUUUUGUUUUACCCAUCAUCCUCAUCAUCUCUGUUCACAAGAAGAAUGCAAUGACUGUAUUAUUUCAUCGGGAGGAAAAGACCACACUUGCUAUGCAGUCUUUUCCUGUUACAUGGUCUGUAGAUUGAAAGCAAUUUGUGCUUUACAUACAUUAACCUCGGUUGUUCUAGAGAAUGCCUGUCCCUGCUUUCUCACAGUAUGUUGCUUUGGAUAGAAGUAUCUGAUAAAUGCAUGUAUAAUAUGUAAAUAUAACCUGCUUCUGAAUAUGGAUAAAAAAAAAAAACAGUAAUAUAAGGUCUGUUUGGUUUCAAGCAAUGGAGCUGCGACUGAUUGACUUCUGGGUCAUUUUUUAACAGCGGCUUUACAGCUGUUUCAUGUUUUUAAAGAUGGGGUGCAGCUUCUCCAUAAGAGCAUGGAUAAAAAGCUUUGAUUGCGUCAGUGGAGCCCGAGAUUUGGUCUUAUUGGGAACACUUGCUGCAUUUGUCUGAAUGUUCAUGCUGAUGGUUGAAGCAUGAGGUAGACGACUCUCAGUGCUUUGUCAGCUUGCUCUCGAGUGCUGGAGGAAUGAGUCACUUGUAUGUCUCUUUGGGCAAAAGUGUUUGCUGAAUGAUGGUAAUGUAAUCUUGCAGCAGUGCUGGUUAUGUGGAGCAACUGUCCAGGGCUUUGACUCUAAUACGGCUGUUUAUUCCCUGUAAACACAACAGAAUUCCAAAUCAGCCAUCCUCUCUCCAUGUUGUUCUUGUUUUUACCAUAAUAUACAAACAUGCCUGCAGCUUGGGAACUUUUUGUGUGUCUGUAUCUGCGUGUGAGUGAUAUACAGUCAUGGAGAAAAUUGCAAACUGCAGCCUGGUUCUUCCCUGCUUCUCAUUAAUGAAGGGCUUCUUCCUUGCUUUAUGAGACUUCAGUCCUGCUUCUAGGAGCCUGAUACACACUGUCCUAGCUGUGCACCUCACACCUG
Paramormyrops kingsleyae is the source of this 1883-nucleotide messenger RNA. Its product is annotated as AP-3 complex subunit sigma-2. The record is from RefSeq and is a predicted model, not a curated record. Gene Ontology annotation, biological process: intracellular protein transport; Golgi to vacuole transport. Gene Ontology annotation, cellular component: membrane coat; AP-3 adaptor complex. Lineage: Eukaryota; Metazoa; Chordata; Actinopteri; Osteoglossiformes; Mormyridae.